CCAUCAAACCAACUACAUAUUUCUUUCCCACAAGUAAGCAAAUUGGACGGUCAUAUGAGCCCCUUAUUUUGACUUUGAUGAUAACAAAAAGGGUCAUCUCCUCCAACAACACCCACUCUUAACACUCUCACUGCAACUCUCUGUUCUCAAUGACUCUUGCUUGUAUUCAAUCUCUUUGUAAAGCCCCCACCUUUCUUCUCCCUUCAACUUUUCUGGGUUCCUCUUAUUUCUUGCAGAGUCCCCAAGCAAACUCAUUUUCAAGAAACAGAGACUCCAAGUAUUACAUAGACAGAAGGAUUGGCAAUAAAAAAACAAGAGGUGGGAUUGUCUGUGGGGUGCUUUUCCCAGUUGAUCCAUGGGCACCCAGCAUUGAUUCACAGAGCAUAGCUUCACAGCUCUUUGCAGCCUCCUUGUUUCCCUACCUUGGUUUCUUGUACUUCAUCACCAAAUCCAAGUCUGCCCCAAAGCUCACCCUUUUUGGGUUCUACUUCUUGCUAGCUUUUGUGGGGGCCACCAUCCCUGCUGGAAUUUAUGCAAAGGUGAAAUAUGGCACUUCAUUGGCGAAUGUCGAUUGGUUACAUGGUGAGGCUGAGGCACUUCUCACUCUAACCAACAUAUUCAUUGUGUUGGGGUUGAGAAGAGCCCUCAGAAAAGCUGAAGAUGCAAAAGCAAGAACAUCAACUCCUAUAUCAGGGUUGAAGGAGGAGAAGAAAACUUCUGUUUAGGUGCAGUAGACAGAUUUUGCUCUGGGUUCUUUCUUAACGCGUUUUAUUUCUAUGUUAGAUUUGAAGUCUUUAACUCUUUUUCUUCUGCUUUGUUACAAUCCACUAUUGCCCAUGCCUAAUAUCUCUGCAGUCAUGUUUUCCGCUGUUCCCUUGAGAAGCCAUAGUCUCUCAUUUACUGUAUGUAAAGUCGCAACAUUUCAAUUGUUUUUUUAGCUGAGUCUUGAAAUGUUGGGUAAUUGUCCAAUCUAGAAUCAUAUAUAUUGUUUAUAUUCCUUUUUUA
Messenger RNA from Prunus dulcis (almond), 1005 nucleotides. RefSeq lists its product as uncharacterized. The record is from RefSeq and is a predicted model, not a curated record. The transcript is spliced from 3 exons. Bases 150 to 725 code for a protein of 191 amino acids. NCBI's taxonomy places the organism in Eukaryota, Viridiplantae, Streptophyta, Magnoliopsida, Rosales, Rosaceae.